AGUGGAGCCGCUUGUCUCCAUCGUUAUUAAUAAAGUUAAUUCAAAACCAUGAGCUACAACAAUGGCGGCGUCUACGUCCUGGAGGAGGUUCGCGCAUUCGAUGCACUCACCGGCUCUGUUUGGCGUUUUUACUCGGAUAACUGACCGACUGUUUCGUACUCGGGACAGACGAGGAGGCUCAUCGGUUCUCCUGCUGGCUCCCCUGUUGGCAGAAACUGACGCGGCCCCCCAAAGUGACUCCAGGCCCACAAGUUCAGCCAGAGCUCAGGGAACAGACAGCCUCGGUACCCACUUCCGAUGGCUGGCAGAGUAUGCGCCGGCCUUCCGCGUGCCCGGUGCACACAUCCAUAUUCUCACCUCACCAGACCAGUUCUACCAGGCUAUGAAGGCACGCAUCAAGACGGCAAGGAGGCGUGUGGUGAUGGCCUCCUUGUAUCUGGGUACAGGUCAUCUGGAGCAAGACCUGGUGGACUGCGUGGAAGAAGCUCUGAAGCGCUCACAGGAAACCUAUCCCACCCCAGACCUCAAAGUCUCCUUUUUACUCGAUUACACACGCGGCUCACGAGGUGAGAUUAACUCGAGGACCAUGCUGCUGCCACUGUUGCGGCGUUUCGGGUCUCAGAUGCGAGUGUCUCUGUACCACACUCCAGACCUGAGGGGGCUGCUGCGCCUGCUGGUGCCACAGCGCUUCAAUGAGACUAUUGGAGUCCAGCACAUCAAAGUCUACUUGUUUGACGACAGCGUUAUCAUCAGCGGGGCCAAUUUGAGUGACUCCUACUUCACUGACCGACAGGACCGUUACGUGUUGUUGGAGAACUGCAGCGAAGUCGCCAACUUCUUCUCAGAGCUGGUGGAAGCUGUGGGAGAUGUGUCAUUGCAGCUUUCAGCCGGAUAAACUCGGUCAGCCCUGUUGGAGGGCAUGGUGCACCCGUAUAAAGGAAACCGACAGGACUUCUCAGCUGUGGCCAGGAGUCGGAUCAUGGAGGUCGUGAAUGCAGCGCACAUGCGGCAGUGGCUGUCCAGCCUCGCUGACGACUCUGAGGAUGAGGGAGUGAGUGAGGGAGAGGACACUUUGGUGUUUCCUCUGAUCCAGAUGAAGCCUGGAAUCCAGGUGGAUGAGCAGGUCACACAGCGCUUGUUGACCGACGCAGGGACGGACUCCACAGUGUUUCUAACAUCUGGGUACUUCAACCUAACGCAGGCGUACAUGAGGCUGGUCCUCAGGGCCGGAGCCAGCUACCGCAUCCUCACCGCGUCCCCGGAAGUUAACGGCUUCUUUGGGGCCAAGGGAGUGGCUGGGGCGAUCCCCGCCGCUUACAUCUACAUCGCCCGUCAGUUCUAUAACCAGGUGCUGCGGCUGGGCCAGCAGGGGCGAGUGCACCUCCACGAGUACCACCGGCCACUGUGGACGUUCCACGCCAAGGGCCUGUGGUACUACCUCCAGGGGCGUGAGCGGCCAUGUCUCACUCUAAUUGGCUCACCUAAUUUUGGUUAUCGCUCGGUUCAGCGUGACCUGGAAGCCCAAAUCGCCAUAGUAACGGAGAAUGAGGAGCUGCAGCUGCAGCUGCAUGAGGAGCAGGAAAUGUUGUACAGGCGCUCCUCAGAGGUGUCCAACGCCACGUUCGAGAGGCCUGACCGUUACGUCAAGCUUUGGGUGAAACUAAUCACUCCUCUCAUCAAGAAUUUCUUCUGAAGGUGUGCGGGAGUCAUGUGAUUUCUCCUCAGUCCUGAGGUUAAAGGUCACGGUGGAGUUGGAUAUCCUCUCCUGCAGAUUUCAGUCAGAUAGACUGGAGAGCCGUCUUUGUGUUUGAGCAAGUCACCAGGACAUUCAUGCACAACUUCAAAAGGUACAAAGCUCCAGAUGGGGGCGUGUCUACCUGCUAGUCUGUGAAAUUAUUUACAGCUCAAAAACCAGGACUUGAAAGCACUGUGGUUUUUCUCUGUUAGCACUAACAUGUAUUUAGGACAAACAUUUCUGUCAGUGUACAUUUCCAGAAUUGAUUAACUCUGCGAGAAAGCAGCAUGGUUUGUGUUUGUGGUGGGUGCGUGGUCACCAUUGGAUGGGGGUGACAGGUCUUUAUGAUGCCUCAGGCGCAUUCGUAAUAAAGAGCUUUACUGUGUUUACAUGUCUGAGUCAGAGCUAAUUGUACAGUGUUAUUGUAUUCUAAAAGAUAAAGUGAGUUUUAAAAUGGUUUUAAUGUGCAGUGUUUGUCUGGUGUAGUUUGUUUUUACUCUUUAGGUUAAAACUACAGUGUGUCUGAUUUAGGGGUAUUUAUUAGCAGAAAUGGAAUACAGCAUUCAUAACUGUCAUUUCUUUAGUGUAGAAUUACCUGCAAUAAUGAACUGAUGCUUUCACAAGUUUAGAAUGAGUCUCUGAUUUCUACAUGGGAGCACCACCACGUUGAUACAGUAGCCCAAAAGGGACACAAUACUUUCUUGCAUUUUGCAGCACAGCUAGAAGACUGAAGAAAAAAGAAAUCAAAGGUUGCUCCCCUCUGAAAUGGUCUACUGGCAUCUACUGCAAGCUAACCAGAUCAAGAAUCCACAUU
Thalassophryne amazonica is the source of this 2549-nucleotide messenger RNA. Its product is annotated as CDP-diacylglycerol--glycerol-3-phosphate 3-phosphatidyltransferase, mitochondrial. Gene Ontology annotation, biological process: cardiolipin biosynthetic process. The record is from RefSeq and is a predicted model, not a curated record. Gene Ontology annotation, molecular function: CDP-diacylglycerol-glycerol-3-phosphate 3-phosphatidyltransferase activity. Lineage: Eukaryota; Metazoa; Chordata; Actinopteri; Batrachoidiformes; Batrachoididae. Gene Ontology annotation, cellular component: mitochondrion.